AAUCCUUCUCAUAAUGACACUGAGAACCGAAGUAGUUCUAGUGAUAUAAGUGAUAAUAGUGACAGUGAUAAUGGUAGUUGCAAUGAAGAAUCCAACGAUAGAGACCACGAUAAUAGUGAUGAUCCAGAUACCAUUAUUUCCGAUAAUAGUGAUCAGUAUAAACUUGAAAAUUCUUUGAAAAGCUUAUCAUUUCAUAGUGAGCUAACACCGUUAGAAACAACUACUUCGGUUUCAGAAGUUAGCGCAGAAACUCGGCUACCUGUGAUUAAUCAAGCAUUAAAGUUAUUGAAUGAGUCUUCAAUAGCUCCUCGAAAAUUGAGUGAUGAACGAUUCUUAUAUGACAAAGUUAUUAAAAUUUCUCAAACUCUCAAAAGCACGUUUGGGCUUGAGGUUAAUGCGUCGACAAAUUUAGAAGAUUCUGAUAGAGAUUUUUCAAAUCUGUUAGAACAAUUGAAAAAAAAAUUUGACCAUGACGAAACAACAAGAUCUGAAAAAAUACAAAUUUUAACAUUGUUCCCGAAAGAAUGGAGUGUUAGGAGAAUCUCUGAAUUUAUGAAUAUAUCAAGACAUUUGGUAAAUGUAGCAAAAAAUUUGCUUGAAACCAAAGUUUUACUGUCAAAACCUGAAUCUAAAUUAGGUACGUUAUUUGGAUUCUUUUGA
Messenger RNA from Cotesia congregata, 660 nucleotides. The record is from the annotation of a GenBank genome assembly. NCBI's taxonomy places the organism in Eukaryota, Metazoa, Arthropoda, Insecta, Hymenoptera, Braconidae.